GUCCUUUCUUAUAGCCCAAGCCAUCCUCAUCUCCUUCCUUGCUGCGUUUCGUUUCUUCCCCAAAAACCAAGGGGGAAGGCAAACUUUCCCCAAAUCUCAACCCCAAUCCCAAUCUAGGGCACAUGAGCCACCCCUCGUCGUCGUCCUCCUCCGCUCCCCCGGCGGCGGCCGAGGCCACCUCCCUCGCACCGGGAUUCCGGUUCCACCCGACGGAUGAGGAGCUGGUGUCCUACUACCUGAAGCGGAAGGUCCAUGGGCGGCCGCUCAAGGUGGACGCCAUCGCGGAGGUGGACCUGUACAAGGUGGAGCCAUGGGACCUCCCCGCCCGCUCCCGCCUCCGCAGCCGCGACUCCCAGUGGUACUUCUUCAGCCGCCUCGACCGCAAGCACGCCAACCGCGCCCGCACCAACCGCGCCACCGCCGGCGGCUACUGGAAGACCACCGGCAAGGACAGGGAGGUCCGCAACGGCCCCACCACCGUCGGCAUGAAGAAGACCCUCGUCUUCCACGCCGGCCGCGCCCCCAAGGGCGAGCGCACCAACUGGGUCAUGCACGAGUACCGCCUCGACGGCCAAACCACCAUCCCACCACAGGAUUCAUUCGUCGUGUGCCGUAUCUUCCAGAAAGCCGGCCCAGGUCCACAGAACGGGGCUCAGUACGGAGCUCCUUUUGUUGAGGAGGAGUGGGAGGAGGAUGACGAGGAUGUUGGUUUGCUACCGGUGGAGGAGAAGGACAACUCUGAUGACCAGGAAAAGGAAAUUUCUGGUGCUAUGGAGAAGGGCUAUCUCCAGAUGAGUGACCUCGUUCAGAACUUGGUUGAUCAAAAUGAGAAUGGUACCAUUGCCUUGCCAGUUUCUGACAAUUCAAACAACAGCAACCAUUCUGAAGACGUGGAUGGAAAUUCAGGGGACAUUUUAAGUGACCAAAACCUUGGGUCUAACUUUCUUCACCAUGUUGAGCCUGUGGAGCAAAAUGGCCUAGUGCUUAAUGAAAAUAUGUUUUCUAGUGCCAAUGCUGGAGACCUUUUUAAUAUAUCUAGCCCCAAUGAUGGAUUCCUAGAACUGAAGGAUUUUGCAGAUAUUGCAGAUUUGGAGAAUCCUUUAGCCAAUGAAUCCACCAUCUGGCCUUCUGAUGGUUGGCCCUGGAAAUCAACUGAUUCCAUGGAGGCUGUGAAUGGGGCUAGCAAUGAAUUUUCUCCCUUAGCUGGUGAACAGAUAUUCCAGCCAGAAGAAUUGGAACAGUUGUUACAGUCACUGCAAGAAGACUCUCAUAUGGGUUCAACUAUCUCUGAUCCCCCACAUUCAUCUAUAACAAAUUUAGCUAAGCCAGAGGAAGAUUGUCUAAUGUUCUAUGAUGCACCCUUUGAUUCUUCAAUGUGUGAUGAUGGUUUUAGACAGCUCAAUGGAUUUCUUGGCUCCCCAUCGACCAAUCUAUCUGGUAUUGACAUGGUGGACGAUGGUAUGCCGUACUAUGAUGCGAUGGAUGAUAACUUGUUUAAUGAUCUUCUGAGCUCAGUACAGCCAUCAGCUGGUAGCAGUUCCCAUGCUUUUAGUGGGCCAGUCCUUACUCAAGAGGUCAACAAUUCAACCUAUACAUAUAGUCCAACUCAAAAGGUUUUAGAACCUAAUUUUGUAGUUGGUGCCCCAUCAUCUGCUAGGUUACCUGAAGCGGGUAGUCAGUUAAAUUAUGUUGUUUUACCAGAUUCCCAGACCAAGAGUAGUCUGAUCGGGAAGCGUUUUGUAAAGAUACUGGAUUCAAUCUCUGCUCCCCCUGCUUUUGCAGCAGCAGAGUUCCCAGCUAGCCUUCGCAAAUCCUUGGCUCCUAUUUCUGGAGCUCAUCACAACACUAUCCGUGUCUCUGCUGAAGUAAUCAGCAUAGGAAGUUUAACUCCUGAUUCUCAAGAUAAGUGGUCCCUUGAGAAGGAUGAAGGCAUGGAGCUGCUCUUCUCGGCAGGUUUUGAGCCUGAUACCCGUGUACACUUUGGCUGCAACACAAUAACCGCAGUACUGCGUGGUGGCUUCUGCCUCUUCUUCUUUUCAGCAAUAAUGCUCUUGGUGAGCUACGAGGUGGGCAUGUGCAUCUAUGGCAAGUAGGCCUGCUGGUAUUGGAGACGUUAAGAACAUGACGUUAGGUAAUCCUAUCUGUAUUUGAGGCAAACUAGGGACCUCCUGCUGCUGGCUUAAUGUAUUGCACUGCAUGACAUUACAUGACCUCCAUGUGUUGAACAAGGGCUGAGGCUGUUUAACUAUAGCACUAGCAGUACCGUUUUGCAGCUCGAGAGAGCUAGUAGUGUAUGUAUGAAUUCCUCAGGUGCUAUUCGUAGUAGUAAGCGCGAAUUGAUUAUUAUCAGUUCAUGAUGGUGCUACUAUUCAUAUUCAUGUUUCUGGUUGGCAUGGGCGGUGCUAGUGCAAACUGCAGAGUGCUGUAAAUAUUCCCCAAAUCUGCAAUGAAUUGAACGAGGGUGCAUUUGCCCUUAUGACU
This is a messenger RNA of Oryza sativa Japonica Group (Japanese rice), 2481 nucleotides long. Its product is annotated as NAC domain-containing protein 53. Gene Ontology annotation, molecular function: DNA binding. NCBI's taxonomy places the organism in Eukaryota, Viridiplantae, Streptophyta, Magnoliopsida, Poales, Poaceae. Gene Ontology annotation, biological process: regulation of DNA-templated transcription. The record is from RefSeq and is a predicted model, not a curated record.